AUGGCUCGCUACAUUGAAAAUUCUUAUGUGAAUGAUGAAAGGGCAGGAGCUGAAAGGUGUUCUCCAAGUUUCAUUGAAGCCAGCGUUUCAGCGAUUGUUCGAACGAUAUUGGAACGACCAAAAGAUCGUGAUGAGUUAAGAGAUCCCUCUCCAUACACUGGUCUUUCCGGGAUAGCGUUCGCUUUGACCAAAGUCAGAUCAUAUCCGGGGGGUGAUCUGAAAGCCGAGGCUCAGAAAAUGAUUGAGAGGUGUCGAUCACUGUUUGAAGAAAAACCAGACAAACAGGCGAGAUAUUUGUGUGGCGGCCUCGGUGCGAUGACGAUUGAUUUGACAGUACAAAGAGACAAAUCAAUUGAAAAGCAUAUUCACUCAUUGGUUCGAGCAAUCAUCGGUCCAGCUUUUCCCUGUGAUGAAGUUCUCUAUGGAAGAGCCGGCUUUUUGGCGGCUGCACUGUGGUUGAAAAUCACAUACAAUGAGGAAGUGAUCAACCCAGAUGAUAUCAAGCGAGUAAUCGAUGAGAUCAUCCAUCGUGGCCGAGAAGAUCGUUCUAGCGACUCUAAUCCACCGCUGAUGUGGGAAUGGCACGACACAGCCUAUUUGGGAGCCGCCCAUGGAGUCGCCGGGAUACUUCAUCUAUGUUUGAGUUUCGCCCAGCUUUUGGACCCCGACUCGAGAAGAGAUUUGAUCAAAACGGCUGAAUGGUUAAUCGGUGUACAGGAUUCAACGGGGAAUUUUCCUUCAUCCAGAAAAUGGGUCGGGAAAAGCAAAGAAGAGCCGUUGGUUCAUUGGUGUCAUGGGGCAACGGGAGUCGUUCCUCUUCUCAUUACUCUUCGGGGCUUGGAGCAAAAAGAAUUAUAUUUGAAAGCUCUCUUAAAAGCUGGUGAACUCAUAUGGAGAGAAGGGCUCCUGAAGAAAGGACCGGGUCUUUGUCAUGGAGUUUCUGGAAGCGCCUACGCUCUCCUGAACAUUUGGCGACUGACCGGAGAUGAAAAAUGGCUCAAUCGUGCCAAAUCUUUUGCUGUAUUGAUGAUGGAUGACACGAUUCGCUCACAACAACGAACCCCCGAUUCACCGUAUUCUCUAUUUGAGGGAUGGGCCGGAGCCCUAUGUUUUCUAGUUGAUCUCCAGCAACCAGAUCAAGCACAAUUUCCAUUGUUUCCUAUUUUAUUCAAA
Mesorhabditis belari is the source of this 1173-nucleotide messenger RNA. The record is from the annotation of a GenBank genome assembly. NCBI's taxonomy places the organism in Eukaryota, Metazoa, Nematoda, Chromadorea, Rhabditida, Rhabditidae.